Molecule: messenger RNA, 1401 nt
Organism: Spodoptera litura
Lineage: Eukaryota; Metazoa; Arthropoda; Insecta; Lepidoptera; Noctuidae
Source: RefSeq, a predicted model, not a curated record
AUGACCACUGUGUACAUGAUCAUCGCAAUAACAUUAAUGACUAUCGUUGUAGGACUACCGCCAAAUUGUCUUCAGCAUUGUAAAUCAUCUUUUAACAAAACCAUCGUUUUACCUGAGUGCGAAUGUUCGCUUUAUGAUCCGCCGAGUAGUCCUCCAACGACAUUAAACCUCGCGACUCCGAUGCCUAUCAAAGACAGCGAAAUAUACUACGAGCCAGUAGAACCGAAUUCUUUCCAGAAGACACAUUUUGAUGAUCAGACAUUAAGCAUGUUAAGUUUCAACAUAAACUUGCACUCAAAACCAAGAAUCCAUAAUACCACAGAAAGUAAUGAGCAUCUAAGAAUAGCUGAAUAUGACGUUGGAAAGGCAAGAGAACUUCCAUUGCAUGUAUAUCUAGACUUAGAUGUAAACACCACAGGAAUCAGCAACAUUUUGCAAUUGGAAAACCUGAAGAGAAUGUUCAUGAACUUUCAUACUGCAGAAAAAAACUUAUCAGAAUGUAUAAAUCUAUAUAUUUACAUAUUUUCAAAAAGUAUUGAUAUCAAUAGCAAAGCUGAUUCCCAGCAACUUACGGAGAUUCAAAAUAGAUGCAAUCAUACUGCUAGCCUUAUAAAAGAAAGCAUUUAUGAAAUAAAACAACCUCUAUCACUAGAUCUUCAGCAAACCUAUGAGGAAGACACUUCUGGAAUUAAUUUUAGUGACGACAUAACUCAUACCCCCUCAAGCUACAUGGAUACUACAAAUACAACUGAUGAGUACUUGAGAACACAUAAUACUGAAAAUAUCUUCGAAAAUUCAACUGAAACUAUAAAACCUAGCCCAGAUAUAGAUUAUACCUCGAACUUAACCGAGAAUAUCAAUAAAUCACAUGUGCCACAAUACGAUACUGCAGAAAUUGAAACGAAUCGCCCGAAAAUUACGGAUGAAGAGAUAAAAAUACCAAGGAUAUUAACAAAAGAACUGUCAAAUGGUUCUUUAUUUAGUGCUGUGGACGGAUACGAAGAUAUAACUAACUAUGGCUUUAUAACCGCUAGUGAUAGCACAAGUGUAGAAAACAGUGCAGAAAUAAAACUAACAACAUCAAAUCCUCUCUCUAAAGAUUCAAACGUUGAUGAUAAAAUGUUACAGUCUGGUCUCAUUGAAUUACAUGGGCGCCUUUAUUUCUCGUCUGGCAGUAUAAAUAUUCCUGCGCGUUUCAUACAACACUCUGAUGGAGAAUUAAAUGUUGCAGUUGACGCACUUUCAAUGUGCGAACAAAUGGUAGAAGAAAAUUCGUCAAACUUUAUGAACCUUUUAUGCAAAUCUAUUAAACUUCAGAGUCUCAAUUAAACAUUUUCGCUUCUGAAUAUUUGUGAUUUUUGUGAUAGACCUAGUCUAUUUGAAAUAAAAUUGAUGUGGUCA